Podarcis lilfordi (Lilford's wall lizard) is the source of this 9953-nucleotide messenger RNA. The record is from the annotation of a GenBank genome assembly. NCBI's taxonomy places the organism in Eukaryota, Metazoa, Chordata, Lepidosauria, Squamata, Lacertidae.
AUGUCCGGCUCCUCCAACGUGGCGGCCAUGAAGAAGGUCGUGCAGCAGCUGCGCCUCGAGGCCAGCGUGAGCCGCGUGAAGGUGAGAGCCGGGGGGAAGCCGCGGGUGGAGAGGGUGCCAUUACCACUGCCGCCAUUAUUGCGCCUCGGGGGAGCGCCUACUCAUGGCUGCUCCCUGGGGCGUUAAUCUGAGCCCCGGGAGCUAUUACUCCCGCUCACACAAUUGCUUCAUAUAUUUCGUUUGCACUUCCCUUCGCUAGGCACAGGAAAAGUUGGUACGCAGCGCCUUAGCAAUGGCAGAGCGCGCGUAAAAACCCUGUGCGUAAAAUCCAACGCACUCGCCAAAAGCGGGGCGCAGGAGACACCCCAACCCGACCUUCCCAGGUUAAAACUGGCUUGAUCUCUCUCUAGCUUGGCCCGUUAGGCGCUUGUUCCCGGAAAAGCGGCUGGUCUCCGCCGCCCAGUCCCCACCCAUACUUGGAUCUCGUUAUUCCCCCUUUUUUCCCUGGGAUCUGUUGACUUUCCUGGGAUCAGUUGGAGGAGGAGGGGUUGGCUUGGGAGCGCUUCAGAAAUCGUGAAGCGGGUGCUUUGUCAUCUCGGCUUUCUCUCCCUUGGAAGCCUUUUUGUUCCUCGGAGGGAGGGAAGGAAGGAAGGGGAGGCGCAGCGAGCGAUCUGGCGAGCUGAGCCUGAGUCCGCCCAAGCCGCAAAAUGGGGAAGUGUGCGAGGCCCCGGGCAAGCGGAGGAAGAAAGAUCGCGGCGGGGCGGGGGAAUCCCCGGCUUAAAAAACAAGCACUUUUGAGCCUUUGGCCUCGGGCGUUCCGAGCAAUCCAGGCCCACUUAAGAAUGGCGAAGUUUGGUCGCUUUUCCGCCUCAAGCGCUCAAAGCACUUCGCGUCGGGAAGCGGAGUUACCAUUUGCAUACAGAACCCACGAGUAAGAUCUUUUGAGAAUGCUUGCUUCUUGAAGUGAGGACCUGGCAACCUUAUGUUCAGCGUCGCUUCGUUUGGUGACUGAUUCGUUAACUGUUAAUACACUUGUUGCGUUUUCGCCUUCCGUUCCAGCAAGGGAAAUCUGUUGUGCAAGCAAGGAUCCCACAAAUAUAUAUUUUUUAAAAUAUUUUUUAUUAAUUUUCCAACACAAAUAAACAAUCAUAUCGAAAUUUCCACAAAUUUAGUUCCAUUUGAACUUCCUUCAGCUUCUCUGACAAUCAUCCAUAUAUACCUCUCAGUUACGCAUUUCUUCUGUUUAUAUUGCCAUUAAGCUUCCCUCCCACUUCUAUUUCUUUUUAACAAUAUAUCUCAACUUUCUUGAAGUUGAGUGCUUCUUGAAACCCCACUAGCGUUGUUUGCACAUCACACGUUCUUUUCAGAUAUUCGACGAAUUUCCCCCAGUCCUCGAUGAACUUUUGGUCUCGAAGAUAUCUAAUUUCCCCAGUUAGUCUGUCCAGUUCUGCAUAGUCUGUCAGCUUCAGUCUCUAUUCUUCUGCCAUCGGUAUUUCCUCUUGUUUCCAUUUCUGGGCCAGUAGAAUUCUUGCUGCCGUAACUGCAUACUGGAAAAGUUUACAGUCCUUUCUUCUUAUUUCCUUUCCUGUAAUCCCUAAAAGAAAAAUCUCAGGUUUCUUUACAAAUGUAUAUUUUAACAUCUUUUUCAUUUCAUUGUAUAUCAUCUCCCAGAAUCCCUUCACUUUCUUACACUCCCACCACAUGUGAUAAAACGUUCCUUCUUUUUCUUUACAUUUCCAACACUUAUUACACGUCUUAUACAUUUUUGCUAAUUUUACCGGUGUGAUAUACCAUCUGUAAAACAUUUUCAUAACAUUUUCUUUUAGUGCCAUACAAGCAGUGAAUCUUAAGUUCUCCUUCCACGGUUUUUCCCAAUCCUCAAACUGUAUAUUGUAACCAAAAUCUUUGGCCCAUUGUACCAUUACCGAUUUAACUUCCUCGUCUUUCAUAUUCCAUUCCAACAAUAUUUUAUACAUUUUUGACAAAAUUUUACAAUCGUUAUUUAUCACUUCUGUCUGGAACUUUGAAUCUUUUUCUACAUAACCCCUUUCUUUAAUGUCUUUUUUAAACAUUUCAUUAACCUGAAAGUAAUGCAACCAAUCAUAAACAUGUUCUCUAACUUGUUCAUAUGGCUUUAGUUUCCAUUUUCCUCCUUCUUUGGUUAUCAAUUCACCAUAUGUAAUCCAAUUACCUCUCAUAUUUAUUUUCUUUACACUCAUAACCUCUAGUGGAGACAACCAGUGUGGAACUCUAGGUUCUAAUAGGUUUUUAUACCUAUCCCAUAUUUCUAUUAGUGGACUCCGAAAUAUGUGGUUCCCAAAACCUUUAUGAAUUUUGUUCUUUUCACACCAUAGAUACGCGUGCCAUCCAAAUCUGUUAUCAAAUCCUUCUAAAUCUAGUAACUCCUUAUUCUCUAGUUUUAUCCAUUCUUUCAACCAGCAAAGGCAUGCUGCUUCGUAGUAUAGUUGCCAGUCCGGCAGGGCAAAGCCUCCUCUUUCUUUUGCAUCCGUUAAUAACUUAAAUUUAAUUCUCGGCUUCUUGCCCUGCCAGAUAUACCUUGAAAGCGCUCUUUGCCACUCUUUAAAAAUUACUACCUCCUUUAUUAUGGGGAUAGUCUGAAACAAGAAUAACAUCUUUGGAAGGACACUCAUUUUUACCAUAGAGAUUCAACCCCCAAAAGAUAACUUCAUUCUUCCCCACAUCUCUAAAUCUUACCUUAUUCCAUUCCAGACCGGUAUAUAGUUGUUCUGAAUCAAAUCAAUGUUUUUAGGAGUUAACCAAACUCAUAAAUAUUUUACCUUUUUCACCACCUCUAUCUCUGUUCUUUGUUGCAUUAUUUCUACCAUACUUUGAUCCAUAUUUUUGGCAAUUAUUUUAGUUUUCUUCUUAUUUAGUCUGAACCCUGCCACAUUUCCAAAUUUCUCAAUCUCAUCCAAUACCUCUUUUACACUUUCUAAUGGUUCUUCAAUCGUAAUUACUAGAUCAUCUGCAAAGGCUUUCACUUUGUACUCGUUCUGACCAACUGUUACCCCUUUUAUUAAUUCAUUUUGUCUCAUCGACCUUAAAAAAACCUCUAGGACCAUUAUAAAUAGUAGUGGUGAAAGUGGACAUCCCUGUCUGGUUCCUUUUGUUAUUUUGAUAUCUUCUGUAGUCACAUUAUUAACAAUUAAUUUUGCUUUCUGCUCUGUAUAGAUUGCCUUUAUCCCAUUAAAAAACUCUAUCCCUACAUCCAUAUACUCCAAAUUCUUCAACAUAAAAUCCCAAGCAAUAUUGUCAAAGGCCUUUUCCGCAUCUACAAACAUUAAUAUAGCUUGUUUCUCAUUCCUGGCAGUCAGAUAUUCCAAAAUAUUGAUUACAUUUCUUAUGUUAUCUUUCAUCUGCCUGCCUGGAAGGAAACCCGCUUGAUCUUUGUGAAUAAUUUCUUGCAAUAUCUUUUUCAGUCUGUUCGCUAAAAUCCCUGCAAAUAUCUUGUAAUCUGUAUUGAGCAGUGAGAUAGGCCUGUAGUUUUUAACUUGUGUUAAGUCUGAGUCCUGUUUAGGGAUAAGUGUAAUAAAUGCUUCUUUCCAUGUUUCCGGGAUGUCUCUUUCUUUUAAAAUAUUAUUCAUGACUUCUUUCAAUGGUGUCAUUGAAGCAUCUCUCAGUUCUUUAUAGUAGCCUGAUGUGAAUCCAUCUGGUCCAGGGGCUUUCCCCCUUUUCAGUUCCUUUAUAGCCUCUUUUAUCUCCUCAUUUCCUAUUGGGGCAUUCAGUUGGUCUCUCUUUUCUGCCGGGAUCUUCUGCACCUUUUUUUCUUUCAAAAAUCGUUCUAUUUUCCUCAUAUUAUUUCUUUCGCUAUUUUUAUAUAGUUGUCUGUAAAAGUCCAAGAAUCCUUUUCUAAUUCCUUUCGGAUUGUCAACCUCUUCUCCGUUUACGAUAAUUUUAUUAAUUGUAUUUUGCUCCCUUCUCUUUUUGGUUUGCCACGCAAGCCAUUUACCAGAUUUGUUCGCGAAUUCAAAAUUUUUCUGUCUUAACCUUUUAAUAUUCAAUUCUAUUUAUUUAUAAUCAUUGGAAAUUGUGUUUGUAGAGUCUUAAUCUCUUGUUUUAUUUUUGAAUUAUUUGGUUUCUUAUUAUUUUUGUUCAUUGUCCAUUAUCUGCUUUAGAAUUUCUUUUUUCCCUUUUUCUCUGUUCUUAUUCUUCAAUGAAUUCUGUUGGAUAAAAAAGCCUCUCAUCACUGCCUUGCUUGCAUCCCAUACUACGCUCAUCUUCGUUCCUUUAUUACUGUUAUCCACAAAAUACUCAGUUAAUUUCUUUUGUGCUUUUUCAAUAACCUUUUGAUCGUCGAAGAGGUAAUCAUUAAUUCUCCAUCUAAAAGUUCUUUCCUCGAAUCCUUUCAAUUCCAUUUUUAUUGGAUUGUGAUCUGAAAUUAUUCUUGGUUGGAUCUCAAUUUGAAGAAUUCUUGGGGUCAAUUCGUUCGAGACCCAUAUUUGAUCUAUUCUUGACAUUGACUGAUUCGGUUCAGAAAAAUAAGUGAAUUGUUUUUCCAAUGGAUAUCUGAGUCUCCAAAUAUCGAUCAAAUUGUAAUUCUUGACCAUUGGAAAAAAAAGUCUUAGGCAGUUUUCCUUCUUUGCUUGAUCCAUCUCUUAGUCUAUCCAUUUCCAAUGAGACCACUCCAUUCAUGUCUCCCAUUACUAUAAUUUUCUGGUCCAUAUACUCAAACAGUUUUUCUUCUAAGGUUUUAUAGAAGUCUGUCUUAUUUCCAUUAGGUGCAUAGAUCCCGACAAUUAUCAAGUUCUCACCCUGCCAUUUGAUCCGUACUAUCAUCCUUCCUUCUUCAUCUUUGAAGAUUUGUUGUGAUUCAAUUUUACUUUUAAUAUAUAGAACUACCCCUCUUUUUUUCUCUUUAUCUGAAGAUACAAAUUCGUUUCCUAAUCUUUUGUUAAUCAAAAUUUUUCUGUGUUUCCUUGCGACGUGUCUCUUGUAAACAUAUAAUGUCCAGAUUUUUCUUUUUUAAGAAUUGUUCAAUUUUAUUCCGUUUUUUCCCCUCAUUCAUCCCAUUAAUAUUCCAAUUCCAUAAUUUUAGUGCCAUGGUAAUUUCCAAUUAAAUAAAUUUAGUUUAGUUUUUUCUCUUUUAUAAUUUAUCUUCUUCCUCUUCUUUUUCUUCUUCUGACUUUUUCCCAUUCACUUCUUCUUCCCCCGAUUCUGAUUCAUCCUUGGCACCUGCUCCUUUUUCUGCUCCUUUGACUUCUCCAAUUUCUCCAUCUUCUGCUUUUAGUUCCUUAUACCUUCUCAGAAACUUCCCUGUUUCUUCUGGACUCGUCAAUCUGCGCUUUUUAGUUUUGUAAAAAAAUGAAAUUCCCUCCGGAAAUUCCCACCUGAAUUCAAUGUUGUUUUUCUUAAGGACCUGUACCAAUGGUUUGUAUGGGUCUCUUCGUUUCAAUAAUCUUAUUGGUAUGUCUUUAAAGAUGAUUAUGUAACUUCCAUCUAUAUACAGUCUUUUCUCUCUGUUCUUCUAUAGUAUCAAAUUUCUCAUUUCCCUAUCCUUAAAAGUGAUUAAACAGUCUCCUGGGAAUUUUCUUGUUUUAGAUGUUCUUACUCUCAUUCUGAAUGCAUUUUGUACUGUUUUAGCUACCUCUUCUAUUUGUAAUUCCAUCCAUUGGGCUAAUUCCGAUAUCAAUCUCUCUUUGAUAUUUUUGUUCUGAAUUUCCGGAAUGGCUCUCAGCCUCAGGUUGAUUUCACUCUGUCGCAGUUCAUUCAUAGCAAUCGAAUCUUUAAUUUCUUCUUGUGAUUUAUUUAAUUCCAACGUCUCCACUCUGAUCCUCUCUUCUUCUCGCUUCACCUCAUUUCUUGUUUCGUCCUCUUAAAUCCCUCCUCCAGCGAUUGAGUUCUCUUAGAUACCUCUUUUAAUUGACCUUUAAGUUCAUUAACUGUCUCAUCAAUUUUUUUAUCCAUUUUCCCAAUCUUAUUAUCUACUGAUUCUAAUUUUGAUUCUAAAUUCUUUUCACUUUUUUUUUAUUUCAGCAAACAUCUUCAAAAUUUCUGCUUUAAACUCUGUUUCUUGUUUAGACCCUUUCCUCUCUGCUGGUGUCCGCCCAUCUGCCCCCUUCUUUUGCUGGUGUGUCAUCUUUAUUAAAUAUUCUAACAGUCUUCAAAUAUUAAUUAAAACCAAUUUUUACACUAUCAAUUUUCCAGUUUAUAAUUAUAACAUAUAAUUUAACUGAAAUUUGGGGAUGAUGAGGAGUAUGAGAUCAAAGCAGAAACUGGAACAAAACAAUCUUCUUGCCACCACUUAGGCUAUUCCUCCGGGGGGGGAAAAAAAGAUUGCUUCCCAAAUUAAUCCAAUACCUUGCCCAAAGGAGAAGGAAUUUCCAAAAAUUUCCAAAAAUCUUCCCAUGAAAAACCCUUUUCAAAAUUAUAUCCAAUUGACAACGUUCCGAAAAAUUAUGUCCAAGUGACAGAAUUCCAGAGGCGUAAUUCCAAAAAAAAUGAAGAAAAGAAAACAGUAAGAAAACAAGCGCAGAUUACUUCCCCAAACUAAAGAGGCACAGGUCACUUCUCAGUAUUAUAUCCCUUCACCAGGAAGAAAGAAUCGAAGAAAAACAAAUUGUAGUAUCUCGUUCCUUCCACUAGGAUAACAGACACCUCCUUUAGUAUACGCAGUUUUAAAUUUAGAGGCUCCCAAUUAAUAAAAAAAAGAGAAAAGAAAAGUAAGUAGUUGCAAAUAUUAAUGUACUUAAAUGACAGAGGCAGCUAUAAUCCUUUUUGGUAUUAAAGAUUCCAAUAAUAAAGUCUAAAAAAAGAAAAACAACCUUUAUCCGCUGUUUCCACCUUACCAUUGUUCCAACAAAGUUUUAAUAAUGGAGUCGGAAGCUCCUUUUCCGCUUCAGAGUUCUUUGUUCUUUUAAAAGUGAAAGUAACCAAGCAUUUUAGUCCUCUGUGUUUCCCUCUGUUACAUCAAAGACCUCAAACUUCUCCAAUCUUAACUCUCUGCUCUCCCUUUCUAGCUUUAGCAGCCUUAAUACUUUGUAGCUUCUUAAAGAGUUACUUUUAAAUAAAAUUCUAGGAGAGAAAGAAAACAGUAACCGCCAGUGGCAAUUCACUUUCCCUUUCCAGCUCUACGCGCUGCGUUGCGUCUGUCCUGAUUCCAGAUGACAGCUGAACUCCAACUUUUCUCUUUAUGUUUCGAAUCCUUCCUUAUUUUGUUGCUAUAAAAUUAUAAUCCAAUUUGGUCCGAAUUUCUUCUAUUUGAGAAUGGAGCGCUUCUCUUGCAAGCUCGGGGCUUCGCUAUUCGGGUGUAGAAAAUGGCUUCCCGCAGCCCCGCUCCACCGUUCUCUUCGCUCCUUUUGGAGUUACCUGACGGCCGGGCGGGCUGCUCCUGGCUUUGCUGGGAACCUGUCACUCCGGAUAUCCCCCCAGAGAUUAAAUUUGGGGGCUACUGCGCCCUGUAGCUCCCCCUAUCACCCGAAAUAGCGCAGGAUUCUCCUCACGGAAAAAUCCUCGCUUGUGGCAGGAUCGCGCUCCACCGGAAGUCUCAGGAUCCCACAAAUAUUAUUCCUCUGGUGCCACCAUGUCUCCGUAGGGAAACGUGGCUCUUUCAGAGCAAGAGACUUAGCCCCCAGGAUAUCCACAUCUAGACAUCUUCUAUUUGUGUUUUUCUUGUGAGAAUACCUUACAGUUCUGCAGUGGAGGGGGGGCAACCUGUGGCCUUCAAGAUCUUGUUGGACUUUCAGCUCCCACCACGGUUGCCAAUUGGUUGUACUGGCUGGGACUGAUGAGAGGUGGAGGGCAGCAUGUGGGGAGCCACAGAUCUCCCCCCCGCCCCAAGUUAGAGGUGUAGUGCCAGAUUCUUCUGUGACAUCUCCCAUUAAUAAGAGUUCAGAUGGCUGGUCUUAAAGGCAGUGGUGCUAAGUAGGACUGAUGUGUGGCCUCAUGGGGGGCUGAUGCAGAUCACCGCAUCCUUCCUGGUUUUAAAAAGUAGUAUAGUCAACUGAGUGUGUACACAAAUACAGGUGCUCACUUUACUAAUUUUGCUUUACCAAAUGUAUAGUAAGGUAAAGGUAAAGCGACCCCUGACCAUUAGGUCCAGUCGUGACCGACUCGGGUUGCGGUGCUCAUCUCGCUUUACUGGCUGAGGGAGCCUGCGUACAGCUUCCAGGUCAUGUGGCCAGCAUGACUAAUGGCGAACCAGAGCAGCACACAGAAACACCGUUUACCUUCCCGCCGGAGCGAUACCUAUUUAUCUACUUGCACUUUGACGUGCUUUCAAACUGCUAGGUUGGCAGGAGCAAGGACCGGGCAACGGGAGCUCACCCCAUCGCGGGGAUUCGAACCGCCGACCUUCUGAUCGGCAAGUCCUAGGCACUGUGGUUUAACCCACAGUGCCACCCGCAUCCCUAAAUGUACAGUAUUUGUAUACCAGAUUAUGCUUACUCCCCAGAUUGCAUGACGGCGGCUCUGAUUUGAUGUUCUUUGUUAGCUUUUGUUCUAAAGCAUGUAGAGUGGGUGAAGAAAUACUAUGUACUUGAUGACUCAAAUAAUACACCCAGCUGUCAGAAGGUUCGUCCAUGAAGUCUAGGAUCAAAAAUUACCUAGCUGUGCUGCUUCUUGGAGAUCUGCUGCCAGUGAAGGAAAACAAUUAGGCUUGGGCCAGAUCAGUCCAACUGGUACCUUGGGGGGUGGGGUGAGGAAUCCAUUUUGAUUUCUGAUUAGUAUAUGCAUAUUAACAUCCUAUUAAGUAUAUUACUGAAUCAUGUGAAUUUGUUCUAGGUUUCACAAGCUGCAGCUGACUUGAAGCAGUUUUGCCUGCAGAAUGCGCAUCAUGACCCCCUACUAACAGGAGUUUCUUCAAGUACAAAUCCAUUUAGGCCGCAGAAAGUGUGUUCAUUUCUCUAACUUGUGUGACCUACGUGGACUCUUUUAGUGGUAAGCUUUUAAGUGAAUUCUAUGGCUUAGGCGUCUUUAUAAAAGAGAUGGGGAAUCUGCAGCCCUCUAGAUGCUGUUGGACUUCAGCUCCCUCAUCUCCAGCUAGCAUGUCCCAAGGGUUAGGGAUGCUGGAAGCUGUAGCCCAGGAACAUAUUCCUCACCCUACCCAAAAUAAUUAUGGUUCCAUUCCUUAUGCUACAGAGUUAUGCUACUAACACCCACUUGAGUUGAAUGCUAGAUAUGCUUUCUAGAAAGUAAGUCCCACUGUGUUCUAUAGGACUUUCUCCUAGGCAAGUGUAUAGUAGUGCAGCUUAAGUUUCACCAGUUUCCCGGCUAAGAACUUGUUAUUGUGAAUCAUAAAUGAGAACUAAUUGUGCAUAGCUACUAACAUACUGUAAUUUUUAAAUAAUUAAAUUUUGUGAAGAUACAGGGCUCCAUUUACCGUUUCACAUUAAAAACUUCUUAGUGACUUUUGAUAGAACUAAUGUUAAAUCUCUUGGCUGCCUGUGAGCUGGGGCAGUCAUCCUUUCCUAACCUUGUGCUGCAGUCCAAUGCCUAUUGACCUCAGCCAACGUGAUGGGAAAUGUAGGCCAAAACAGCUGGAAGGCACCAGGUUGGUGAAGCUGGUCUAUGUAGGAUAUAUGAAUGAGCAGAUAAUCCCAUGUGCCAUAUGAUCUUUGGGGGAAAACCUGCUGUAUGUUCUCUCAGCGACAGAUACACAGAUGAGGGCUAGCUAGCCUUCAGCCUUCCUAGAGCACCCAUCUCCCUGCAACUCCUAAGUAAAAUAAGCCUGACUAGCAAACUUCCUUUGUAACUUAAAAAACAUUUAGUGGCCACAUGGGAGGAAAGCUGCUUUUUUUGUUGUUUUUUUGCAUCUUAGCAAUUUUGUUUAGCUCUAUGUAUUUGGAAUUGCAGACAGAAGAGCUCAGUUGAAGGAGUUAGUAGUUUUCAGAAUUCACACAUACCAGCAAAUAGUUUUCCUGCAAUGAGUUUUUCUUUUGUGUUUUUCAGAUCUAAUCUGUUGUGGGUUUGGUGAAUAUGGAAGUGAAAGAGAGUGA